This is a messenger RNA of Syngnathus typhle (broad-nosed pipefish), 1845 nucleotides long. RefSeq names its product phosphorylase kinase, gamma 2 (testis) (gene phkg2). The transcript has 10 exons. Gene Ontology annotation, biological process: glycogen biosynthetic process; protein phosphorylation. Gene Ontology annotation, cellular component: phosphorylase kinase complex. Gene Ontology annotation, molecular function: calmodulin binding; phosphorylase kinase activity; ATP binding. NCBI's taxonomy places the organism in Eukaryota, Metazoa, Chordata, Actinopteri, Syngnathiformes, Syngnathidae. Bases 259 to 1431 code for a protein of 390 amino acids. The record is from RefSeq and is a predicted model, not a curated record.
ACUCCGACCACGUGAGGGCGGUACUGACACCUCCAAAAUAUUUCCCAAACCUUUUCGGGCACUAAUCCGGUCAAAAUGUCAUCAUUUUCUAUGUAUUGUUUUAUUCUGGGCUGAAUCGCUUCGGAUACUGUCGCCACUGACGCACGUACCGUGAUGGCUUCACAAUAGCUUUGUCGCAUCACACUGCAGCCUUUUGAACGCUCCCUCGGCGGUUGUUGUUUGCGUUUCUCUGUCAUACAUGAGUCCCAUCCCGUCAGCAUGACAAAAGACAUAGUGCUUGGAGAUGAUUUACCUGAUUGGGUGGGUGCAAAGGAGUUUUACCAGAAGUAUGACCCCAAAGAGGUGAUUGGUCGGGGAGUGAGCAGCGUGGUGCGCCGGUGCGUGCACAGACACACAGGGCAGGAGUUGGCCGUCAAGAUCAUUGAGAUCACCUCCGAGAAGAUGACCAUUCAGCAGCUGGAGGAGGUGAGGACCUCCACGCUCAAGGAGAUCCAAGUGCUCAACAUGGUCAAGGGCCACUCGUCAAUCAUCACUCUCGUCGAUUCCUACGAGUCCACAACCUUCAUUUUCCUGGUGUUUGACCUGAUGAGACGGGGGGAGCUGUUUGACUACCUCACAGAAAAAGUUACACUGAGUGAGAAAGAAACAAGGAGCAUAAUGCGAGCUCUGCUGGAAGCGGUACGCUACCUCCACUCCCGCCAUAUCAUCCACCGAGAUCUGAAACCCGAGAAUAUUCUGCUGGAUGACCAGGGACAAAUCAAACUGUCCGACUUUGGCUUCUCGGUGCAGCUGCAGCCCGGGGAGAAGCUGAGAGAGCUUUGUGGAACACCCGGUUAUUUGGCUCCCGAAAUCCUAAAAUGCUCCAUGGAUGAAAUGCACCCAGGCUACGGAAAGGAAGUUGAUCUCUGGGCAUGCGGCGUGAUCCUCUUUACCUUACUGGCCGGCUCGCCGCCCUUCUGGCACCGCAAACAAAUGCUGAUGCUCAGGUUGAUCAUGGAGGGCCGCUACAAGUUCGGCUCGCCCGAGUGGGACGACCGCUCGGACACUGUCAAGGAUCUGAUCUCCAGGUUGCUGGUGGUGGACGCGGCCGUGCGUCUGACGGCCGAGCAGGCCUUAGCGCAUCCAUUCUUCAGUCAGUACCAGAAGGAAGACGUGCGGAUCUUCAGGCCCAGGAAGUCGUUCAGGGUGUUGAUCGUGACGGUGCUGGCGUGCAUCCGCAUGUACAGCCGCUACCGACGGGCCCGCCCGCUGACCCGCGAGGUUCUGGCCCGGGAUCCUUACUCUCUGCGAGGCGUGCGCAAGCUCAUCGACGGCUGCGCCUUCCGCAUCUACGGGCACUGGGUGAAAAAAGGCGAGCAGCAGAACCGGGCCGCCCUCUUCCAGAACACGGCCAAGGUCAUGCUGCUGGAACUGGAGGACUUUGAACCAUAAACCUCAUUUCUUUUUUUUUUUUUUUAUGUUAUGGCGCUAUUGUGUGUCAAGUUUCUGUCUAAUUUUGAAAGGAGGGAUCAAGGAAAUGAUGCCUUACUGCAUGCUGUCCCAAGCAAAAAAAAAAAAAUUCUGAUUAGCAUUUUUUUGUUGUUGUUGUUGGGUUGUUUUAAACUCAUGUCACAUAAUUUUGUCGUGCGCUUUGCAUUAAAGGGCAUUUGUACAUGUUUAUUUGGGAUGCUAACACUUCAAGAAAACACUGUGACUACCUAAUGAACUACUUACAACAACAUUGUGUGAGUAGCAUAUUAGCAUACAAAGAGAUUGUAUUCACUCAUAUUUACAUGUCCGAGGACUAAAAGACAAAUGUGAAAUAUUUGCAACGUGUACUGUACUUGCAUGUUUAUGGUUUAAAAA